AUGUGGAAUAUUAAAAUCAAUAAUGAUUCAUUUAUAGAAUAAAUAUAAGUUCUGGAUUUCUUAAUUAGAAAUAUUAUGAAUUGGAUUAUUUUGAUUUCAAUAAUUAUUUCAUUUACUUAAGCUUGUUUAACGAAAUAGUUAACAUGUGAUGACCUUCAUGAUCCUAUUUCAUGUGAAUCUGUUUAUCAACGUGUGGUGACCUGUUAAUGGAGUCUAAAAACUAAUUAGUGUAAAUUAUUGAUGGCAAAUUGCAUUUAUUAUGAUAACCAAGAUGAAUGUUAAAAAUAAGAUCAAUGCGGCUGGAACGAAAAUCGUUGUUAGGAAAAAUUAAUGUAAAAAUAAUUCUAUAAAUUUAAAGAUAAAGAUAAGGUAUUAAUUGUGAGGACUUUAUUUCAUAUGCUUCAUGUGUUGCUAUUAAGGAAAAUAAGUUAGCCUGCACUUGGAAACAUAAUAAAUGCAUAACAAUAUCAAAAUGUAGUGAGAUUAAUGAUUUUAUGUAAUGCAGAAAUUCAAGAUUAUAAGAAUAGUAAGUAAUCUAACUUAUUCAUAGAUGUUAAUUAGUAAUUAAUGGUAAAGCCUCAUAUAAAGAAAAAUAGUAUUUUUAUUUUGGAGAUAUAUUUGAUUAAUAUGAAUGUAGAGCAAAAGAUUGUAAAUUCAAUUAAUUUGCAUCAUGUAAAAAUUUUGUGAAUGGAAGAAGAUGUUUUUAACAUUUUGGCGAAUGUACUUAAUGCUCAUAUUUUACAACUAAUUAAACUUGCUUAGAAACAAAUUAAUGCGUUUGGGAUAAUGAAGUUUGCAGGAAUAUUAUGUAUUUAAUUGAAAUAUAAUAAAUUAGGUGUUAUGAUUUUAAAGAGAAAUUACCUUGUUAAUUAAAACCAUUUUGUUCAUUUAAUGAAACUAGUUUAUAAUGCUAGACAAGAACAGACAACUAAUUAUAUUGUUAUGCUUAUGAUAUUUCAUCUGAUCCUAUUAAAUAGAAUAAAGAAGUUGAAAUCUGA
Molecule: messenger RNA, 998 nt
Organism: Paramecium sonneborni
Lineage: Eukaryota; Ciliophora; Oligohymenophorea; Peniculida; Parameciidae
Source: the annotation of a GenBank genome assembly